Messenger RNA from Sitophilus oryzae (rice weevil), 3033 nucleotides. RefSeq names its product integrator complex subunit 4-like. Gene Ontology annotation, cellular component: integrator complex. NCBI's taxonomy places the organism in Eukaryota, Metazoa, Arthropoda, Insecta, Coleoptera, Curculionidae. The transcript is spliced from 13 exons. Gene Ontology annotation, biological process: snRNA processing. Bases 113 to 3022 code for a protein of 969 amino acids. The record is from RefSeq and is a predicted model, not a curated record.
ACUCUAACCCUGAAUUUGUGAUCAGCAUAAUUUUUUAUGUUUAUGUAAAAUUAAUAUGAUUCACUGUUAAAAUUAUAUUAAAAUAGAAAAAGUCUAUUUAAGUGGCCGAAUAAUGGCUGUUGUUCUAAAAAAACGGGCCCUUGCUGAGUACAGCCAAACGAUUACACAGGACACAUCCCAAGCACCUAUUAAGAAAUUAAAAUUGAUUAAAAAAUCACUACCUGAGACAUCCAGCUCGUUAACCACAGUGGUUAGUCACUUACAGGAUUGUAAAAGUAGUAGUCAAGCAUUGAAAUUGCUAUUAGGUAUAACGGAAAAAAUUGAAAUAAACCCAGCUGAUGUUCUGGAAGUAAUCAAAAAACUAAGUGAUCACUUUAAGAAUGAAUCAGAGUCUGUUGUAAGGAUGAAGAUUUUAAUGUUGUUGUCAGACAUUGGCCAAGAAAUUCCUUCUGAAUGUUCAAAUAUUAUUGAUGAGAUAAUAAUAUUAUUAAAAAACGAUCAUUCACAUAAAGUUAUAGCUCAAGGAAUGAAAACUAUAAUUAAGUUAGGGAGAUUAGUUACAGAUAAUACAGAAACAUUUCAUCAGAAACUAGUAGAGAUUGCAAAGAAUUAUUUAAAGGAUGCCAAUCAUGCUGUAAAGUCUCGAUGCAUGGAAAUUAUUGGAACAUAUGUACCAUUAUCUACCGGUCAAGAUGCAGAAAAAUUAUUUCACUUAAUAAGUUCCUAUUUUAAUAAUGAUGAUGCUCGUGUGAGAAGUCAGGCAUUUCAAACAAUAAUACUUUUAUAUGAUAGAGGUUUCAAAAUCAAUCCAAACAUAUAUGUUUACGUAUCAGAUGCACUAAAAGAUGACUAUGAAAUUGUAAGGAGUGUUGCUCUGAAACUGAUAUGGAUACUGGGAAACACAUAUGCAGAAAAUGAAAUUGUUGUGGCAGGCAGUAAUCAUGAAAUCAGAUUGAUAGAUGAUGCUUUUGGAAAAAUAUGCAAUGGAGUUACUGAUCUAUCAAUGCAUGUGAGAACAUUGGCUGCUAAAUUAUUAGGAUCAAUGAAACUGGUCAGUCCUAAGUUUUUAUGCCAGACACUGGAUAAAAAGUUGAUGUCAAACAUGAGAAGGAAGAGAACAGCUCAUGAGCUUGCCUGGGAAAAUGUCACUAGUGGAGAAUGGGCUAGUGGCAAAAAAUGGGCAGAUGACGCUCCCAAGGAAGUAUUAGAUGCCGAAAGCAUUAAUUUAAUGAGUAGUGGAGCAUGUGGGGCAUUUGUUCAUGGCUUAGAAGAUGAAUUCUUAGAAGUAAGAUCGGCUGCUGUUGAGUCUCUUUGUCGCCUAUCAAUAAGCAACCCUCAGUUUGCAAACAUGGCAUUGGAUUUUAUGGUAGAUAUGUUUAAUGAUGAAAUAGAAGACGUUAGGCUUAAAGCCAUAGACAGUUUGAGACUGAUUUCUGAGCAUAUUAUAUUGAGAGAUGAUCAGUUAGAAACUAUUUUAGGUGCUUUAGAAGAUUUUUCUCAAGAGGUUAGGGAAGGGCUACACAGGAUGUUAGCUUCAUGUAAAAUGUCAACAACGGCAGGCUUAAAAAUGUGUGUAGAGAAGUUACUGGAUAAUUUAAAAAAAUAUCCUCAAGAUAAAAGAUCUACUUACAGAUGUCUUCAAAGUGUUGGUGCUAAACAUGCAGAACUUGUUCUACCCUUGGUUCCACACUUUCUUAACAUACACCCAUUCUUUGACACUGCAGAACCAGAUGUAGAGAAUCCACAUUAUAUUUGCCUGCUAAUUUUAAUAUUGAAUUCUGCGAAAUAUUCUUCAACUAUAAUUCCACUUUUGGAGCCUCAUACUUUGAGACAUUACUCUUAUUUAAGGGAUACUAUGCCGCAGUUUGUACCUAUAUUAAGUUUACCCGAUUCGACUGGAAUUGUUAUAUCUCGUCCGCUUUCUGUACCAGAAAGUUUGGCGUUUUUGAAUAAUGUUAUUUGCAAUUUGGAUAUGGCAGAAAAUAUGUCGAGAGUUCAUAUAUCAUUGUUACAAACGGCAAAAGAACAUCUUAAUCGUUUGAGUGAAAUGGACUCUACAGUUUCCGGAACUGCACAAUUUACCGCACUUUAUAUUGGCGCGCAAAUACAAAUUUUGCAAAUUUUAGAUAAGGGAUUUUGGGUUAACCCAGCGACACUAGCAACUCAGCAACUUAACACAUUGAAAACGAACAUUCAAAAUCUUCUGGAACACUGUUUAAAAUUACAGUUCUUUUUUGUCGGCUUGAAUUCAGCCGAACAGUGUGCAGUGAAACAAUUCAGGUUAAGAGCUUUAGCUUUAAACUUGGUUUAUAUUGUUAAAGGUAGUAAUUCUUCUGCGUUAGCUCCUUGUCAUCAUUUUUUGACAGCUGUGGAGGGUAUGCAAAAAGAUUUGGCACAAAGUAACUUGCAGCCGGAUAGUUUCACGUCGUUGGUGUUUCGGGAAUUGUCUCAAUUAGAAGAGCACAAACCUGGCGCAGUGGCCAGGAUAUUAAUCCCUAUAUUGUUGGAAUCAAAAUUAGGGCAUAUUCCCAAACCAAAUAUAAAUAUCAGAAUGAGUUCUGCCACAAUAGUCGAGCCAAGUGGCCAAACUGAUACAUCUCUUAAAUUUACGGCUGGUUUAAUCAUGUCGGUACCGUUCGAAGCAGAGUUGCGGCACCUAAUCGAUCCUAGUAGAAUUCGGUUGAAAGUUAAAUAUCCUGACCAGAAGAUGCAAGUUCUUUUACCAAAAGUUCAGCAUUUGAAGCCUCUGUAUUAUGACACAACUAAUGAAGAAUCGCAAAUUGGACACAACUUGAGACUUUUGAGUUCCAUUUUGAUUUCGCAUCAGGUGUGGUCAGAAGCAUGCAAUGUAGAAAUCAACGUGGCUCUGUUUGUUCCUGAAGGAGAUAUAGGCAAACGAAAAACGAAUUUGGAUUUGAAUCCUUCACUUUUAGAUCUUUGCCCGCCUGUAAAAGUCAGUGUGGCUCCUAAACCCAUCAAAAAACCCUGUAAAUUAUUUUUAGGUUAUAGAAAUAUAUUUUAAGUAUUUAAAUA